AUGAGACGCUGCUGGGGCUUCCUAACUCUCCGAUUCGAUGAGACGCUGCUGGGGCCCCCCAGGGGGGCCCCCCAGCCCACGUAUUCUUGUUGCUGCGCCUCUGCUGCUGGGGGCCGUGCGCUGCAGCAGCAAGUAGCGUGUGCACUACCAUCUGCUGCUGGGGGGCUGCAUGCAGACGGGGGGCCCCGGGGGGCCCCCCUGUGGGGCCCCCCUAUAUGUUUUGUACACCAAAAUAGCAGCAGGGCCUUUGUGAGCAGCAGCAGCAGCAGCAACAACUGCAGCAGCAGUAGCAACAACUGCAGCAGUAGUAGCACCGAAGGCUGCAGCAGCAGCAGCAACAACAGCACAAGGGACAGCAGCGCUGAUAGUAGCGAAGCAGCUUCGGCGGCAGCCACCGCCCUAGAGGCCCCAAAUCCGCGACAGCAGCAGCAGAAGCAGCAGCAGGAGCAGCAGCAGAAGCAGCACCAGAAGAGACACGGGUGUGAGGCGCCCGCAUUCUCAUCUUCUCCCUGCUACGCCCGCGUGCAGCAGCAGCAGCAGCUGUAG
This is a messenger RNA of Eimeria acervulina, 546 nucleotides long. RefSeq lists its product as hypothetical. NCBI's taxonomy places the organism in Eukaryota, Apicomplexa, Conoidasida, Eucoccidiorida, Eimeriidae. The record is from RefSeq and is a predicted model, not a curated record. The transcript has a single exon. The coding region runs from base 1 to 546 and encodes 181 amino acids.